Caenorhabditis angaria is the source of this 1262-nucleotide messenger RNA. NCBI's taxonomy places the organism in Eukaryota, Metazoa, Nematoda, Chromadorea, Rhabditida, Rhabditidae. The record is from the annotation of a GenBank genome assembly.
CUGAGGUAUGUAUUUAUGAAGUUUUCGCCCUUUUUGUUCUUUGCUACCUAUUAGAUUCAGAAGUAUGGGUCGUCCAGAGUUCAAUCGUGGAGGUGGCGGAGGUAAUUUUUAAAUUUCACAAGUUGCAAUUUUUAUUUCGAUUUUUUAGGAUUCCGAGGAGGUCGCGGUGGAGACAGAGGAGGCGGACGUGGAGGAUUCCGCGGAGGCAGUGAUCGUGGUGGUUUUGGCGGUGGCCGCGGAGGUUUCGGAGGCGGAGACCGUGGUGGUCGCGGAGGAUUCAGAGGAGGAGAUCGUGGAGGUUUCCGUGGCGGUGAUCGGUGAGUUAUUUCAAACAUUUCAAUGAAUUAGUAAUUAUCAAAUUUUUAGCGGUGGUUUCCGUGGAUCCCCAAGAGGAGGAAGAGGGUCACCAAGAGGCCGAGGAGCUCCACGUGGUGGUGGUGGAAUGAGAGGAGGAAGAACUGUUGUCGUUGAACCACAUCGUCUUGAAGGUAAAUUUAUUGUGGUUUUUUAUGCCUGCUUUAUCAUUAAUUUUGCGAUUUGCAGGUGUGUUCAUCGUCAAGGGAAAAGAAGACGCACUUGCCACAAAGAACAUCGUAGUAGGAGAAUCCGUGUACGGAGAGAAACGUGUUUCUGUUGAGGAUAUUGAAUACCGCGUGUGGAAUCCUUUCCGUUCCAAGUUGGCUGCUUCCAUCAUGGGAGGAUUGGAAAACACUCACAUCAAACCAGGAACCAAGCUCUUGUACCUUGGAGCUGCUUCAGGAACCACAGUUUCUCACUGUGCUGAUGUUGUUGGACCAGUGAGUUUUCUACAGAUCACCGAAAUUUUGUGUCUAUCAAUUGUUUUGUAGGAAGGAAUCGUCUACGCUGUUGAGUUCUCUCACAGAAGUGGUCGUGACUUGCUUGGAGUUGCCAAGAAAAGACCAAAUAUUGUUCCAAUUGUCGAAGAUGCCAGACAUCCACACAAAUACCGAAUGCUUGUUGGUAUGGUUGACGUCGUCUUCUCUGAUGUCGCUCAACCAGAUCAAGCUCGUAUCGUUGCUUUGAACGCCCAAAACUUCCUCAAGAAUGGUGGACAUGCCGUUAUUUCCAUCAAGGCCAACUGUAUCGACAGUACAGCUGAGCCAGAGGCUGUUUUCGCCGGUGAGGUAAACAAGUUGAAGGAAGAAAAGUUCAAGCCACUCGAACAAGUUACACUUGAGCCUUAUGAAAGAGACCACGCUGUCGUGGUUGCCGUAUACAGACCAGUGAAGGGAAAGAAGUAG